GUUGCAGUCUCCAACAAUGGUGUUUUCUAAGUCACUUUUGUUUCUUUUACUCGUACCUCUUCUCUGUUAUUAUACACUGAUAACGAAGAAGCUGCUUCCUCAGACUGAGAAUCCAGUGAAGCACACGAGUGCAGCAGAAGGAAACGCUUAUGAACUUCAGAAGCAGAUAUUUGAACUACGACAAGAAGUGGAAAUGCAACGCAAAAGAAGUCUCGAGGUGGAAGCUCGAGCUGAAAUCGCAGAUAGGAAAGUUGCGGAACUUAGCUCAAAGCUUGAAAAUAUUGAUGGGAAGUGGCUCUUGUCUAAGCUUGGUCUAAACCUAAAUAAAACUCAGGCAUAUAUAAUGACUCUGUGGCAUCAAGAUCUUAGCCAAACUCUUCAAAAGAAAUGGAUUCCAAGCAUCAAAGAUGCGUAUGUGACAUUAACCAUUUAUCUCGAACCAAAAGUUCAAUAUUUAAAUGAUAAGUCAAUCGAGGUGUUACAUACAUGUAAGCAGGCUUUGACACCACAUCUCAUCCAAGCAUUCGACGUUUCAUACGACUAUCUUGAGGUAAGCCGAGUUAUGACCAAAGGGAAACCACACUUUGAGAAAGUACAAGUUGCCUUAGAGGCAUAUACUGAAAAUGCGAUUUUAGUCUGUUCUGGUGGGGUUUUCUUGAACCAUGCAUCUGCAGUUGAUUCGAAGGAUACACCGGAUGCUUUAGAUUCUCCAGGCAUGACUAGUGUUGUCGAUGUAAAUCCCUUUUCUAUCAUCAAGGAAUCAUCGGCUGAGAAAACUGAUACGGUUCCUGGAUUUAUCCGGUUAGCUAAAGAGUUUCUGAGAUGUAUUCCAACCCCAGGGAAUAUCACUGAGUUUGACGAAGAACAGUUUAUGGGGAAACCUGAGGUUAAGAAAAUAUUGGAAUGCGAGGAUCCGCAGUGGUCUCUAGAGACUCUUGGGAACCCUCAAGCGUCAGAGAAAUAUGUUGAGCUUAUGGUGCUAGUGAAAAAAAAAUCCAGAGUUAGCUUGCAAACUCACUGUCCUUCCUUAACCAAUCAGGGUCUGACAACUUCUCUAGUAUCUCGUGAUGAUAACGAAGAUGAACAAGUCUCCCAGGGAUGGAAAGCACUGGAGAUUGUGUGUCAGCAUGCCCAGACGAAAUGCAUUAAAGCCCUUAUGGAUGCUCAGAAAAGAAAGGCCAAUGCGGCUGACAAAAACAGGGGAGAAAAAAGAAACACCAUAGCAUUGGGGGAGGAAAGAGCGAUGUACUGUGCUGAAGCCUACUGUUUCAUUGACAGAGUCUGAUCUUAUCUUUUGAAGCCUUUUACGUUUCAGAAAUUAUAACCCAUCCUUAGCCUCUUUAAACAAGCAGAUCCUUUUGGACCUGUAGGAUAUAAACAGUUAAUAUAACU
Arabidopsis arenosa is the source of this 1392-nucleotide messenger RNA. The record is from the annotation of a GenBank genome assembly. Lineage: Eukaryota; Viridiplantae; Streptophyta; Magnoliopsida; Brassicales; Brassicaceae.